This is a messenger RNA of Acipenser ruthenus (sterlet), 3426 nucleotides long. Its product is annotated as serine/threonine-protein phosphatase 2A 56 kDa regulatory subunit alpha isoform. Bases 958 to 2391 code for a protein of 477 amino acids. Gene Ontology annotation, biological process: signal transduction; protein dephosphorylation. Lineage: Eukaryota; Metazoa; Chordata; Actinopteri; Acipenseriformes; Acipenseridae. Gene Ontology annotation, cellular component: nucleus; protein phosphatase type 2A complex; cytosol. Gene Ontology annotation, molecular function: protein phosphatase activator activity. The transcript has 13 exons. The record is from RefSeq and is a predicted model, not a curated record.
AUUGGUGUAAACACUGAAGUUUAGUUUGUGUUUCGCUCUUCUGGUUGGUCAGAGUGUUUGCCGAUGACUUACGCACUUACUGCGAGGGGCAGGUCUACCGACUGACUGGUGGUUGUGUUUUGGUCGCAAAGGUGAGGUUACGUCGAGGUGCGUAGAUUUCAGUUAUUCAUUUGUAAUUAAUUAAUUAAACCAAAGUUAAGCUGUUACAGGAAGUGCCGUGUAAAACCGACAAGCCGUUCGGAGCAUUUGUCUUGUGCUAUUAAAUGUCGACAGAGGCGUUUGUAGAGAAUGACUCGUUUGUCGCUGAUGAUUGUUAGAUAGUUGAGAGGUUCCCAGACUGUCUUCUUCUCGUAGUUACUUAGUCUUAAACAGCGGUGAGCCACCGUGGAUAGCCAGAUACGUUGAAAAAGCUAAGUGGAGGUUUCCAGAAGAGGGAAAGCGUGCUUUUCGGGAUCAGUUUGUUUUAAAGUUUAUAAAUAUAUAUAUUACAUCUUAUUUUUGUGUGUUAUCUGUUCGUGAUCGUUUGGAAUUUGGAGUACUAUUUCUGCACAAGUAGCAACCUGUAGAUUUAUUUUUUUCCACGAUAAUGUGCCGGUUUUUUUGCAUUUAUAAUCUAGAUUGUAUGAUUCGCAUUAGGAAAAGAGAAUCUAUAAAUUGCAAUUGAUGCCAUAGUUUUAAUAGACGAGUUUUAACAUUGAUUGUUUGGUACAUUUUCUUGACACGGUAGAAUUUAAUGAAUUGGAAAAAUAUUUCAAUGGGUGUUGUUGCUGAUGAAUCAUCAGAUAACGUUUGUUUUUAAAAUAUAUGCUGUAUAUUGAAACUUGGUGAUCUGACCAUAGCGGACUUUGGUGUUAUCUCCUUUUCACGGUUUAAAAUUGUAUGAUCUGCCAAACAUUACAGUCACCUUGAGAAGUGGAAAUAUAUAUAGUCAACAUUUUUUAGUUGCCACACAAGAAAAUGUCGGCUAUCUCGGCAGCAGAGAAAGUGGACGGGUUCACACGAAAAUCCGUGAGAAAAGCACAGAAACAGAAGAGAUCGCAAGGUUCGUCUCAGUUCCGGACCCAGAGCAGCCUGGUCGAGCUUUCACCCCUACCACAGCUCAAAGAUGCCCCAACAACAGAGCAGCAAGAGCUGUUCUGUCAGAAGCUACAGCAGUGUUGCAUGCUGUUCGAUUUCAUGGACUCUGUUAUAGACCUGAAGAGCAAAGAAAUUAAGCGGGCAACACUAAACGAACUGGUGGAUUUUGUAUCCACAAACAGGGGCGUGCUGGUUGAGGCAGCUUACCCUGAAAUUGCUGCAAUGAUUAGCAACAACAUUUUCCGAACACUUCCUCCCAGUGACAACCCAGAUUUUGACCCUGAAGAGGAUGAACCCACUCUUGAGGCCUCAUGGCCCCAUAUACAGCUGGUGUACGAGUUUUUUCUAAGGUUCUUGGAAAAUCCUGAUUUCCAGCCUAGCAUUGCAAAGCGAUACAUUGACCAGAAGUUUGUGCUGCAGCUUUUGGAACUGUUUGACAGUGAAGAUCCACGAGAGCGAGACUUCUUAAAAACUGUGCUACACCGGAUUUAUGGGAAAUUCCUGGGGUUAAGAGCAUUCAUCAGGAAGCAGAUAAACAACAUCUUUUUACGAUUCAUAUACGAAACCGAACAUUUUAAUGGAGUUGCCGAGCUGCUGGAGAUCUUGGGAAGUAUCAUCAACGGUUUUGCACUACCUUUAAAAGCAGAACACAAACAGUUUCUAAUGAAGGUUUUGAUUCCUAUGCACACAGCUAAGGGUCUGGCCCUGUUUCACGCACAGCUGGCCUACUGUGUUGUACAGUUCUUGGAAAAAGACCCCACCCUUACUGAAACGGUCAUUAGAGGAUUGCUGAAGUUUUGGCCAAAAACUUGCAGUCAAAAGGAGGUCAUGUUCUUGGGUGAAAUUGAGGAAAUCCUUGAUGUCAUUGAGCCAACACAGUUUAAAAAGAUUCAGGAACCUCUGUUCAAGCAGAUAGCAAAGUGUGUCUCCAAUCCUCACUUUCAGGUAGCUGAACGAGCUUUAUAUUUCUGGAAUAACGAAUAUAUUCUGAGUCUAAUUGAGGAAAACAUUGACAAAAUCCUACCAAUUAUGUUUGGUAGCUUGUACAGAAUCUCCAAAGAGCACUGGAACCCGACAAUUGUAGCACUGGUUUACAAUGUUUUAAAGACAUUAAUGGAGUUGAACGGCACACUGUUUGAUGAGUUAACCACGUCAUAUAAAGCAGAAAGACAACGUGAGAAGAAGAAAGAGCAGGAGCGUGAGGAGCUGUGGCAGAAGCUGGACGAGCUCAGGGUGAAGGAAACGUCGGGCAUGCUGAACAACACUCACAGCCUGCAGAACGCUCAGAACAAUAACAACACAAGUGCCAAAUGACACGGGAUCCACAACACAGCCACGUCUGCUGGAUGGGCAGCAUCAUUUUCUACUCUACUUUUUGAAACGUGUGAGAAAUAUCGAGAGAAAACCUCAUCAGUAUGUUAAAAAAAUAUAUAUAAAUAUAUUAUAACGCCAAUUUUUGGCAAGCUAUAAAUAAGAAUCUGUGGACUUUUAAGAAUAUUUUUUGGGAUGUUAGUGUGGCCACAGUAGAUUUGUAACCUCGUCUAAUCAUUGAUUUAUUAUGUCACUUGCAGAGUUAUUUCACUGAGAAAUGAGUUUUAUUAUCAUUUAUGAGGAGUGAGGAAAAAUAAAAUAUGGGAGUGGUGAUGACCGGAGCAUUUUUUUAUUGUGCUGCACAUAGGCAAAUUAGUCAGCUAUUUAAAGUAAUGAUUUUCCUGUUUUAUGUGCUUUCCACACUGCUGCAGAAGUGUGUGGGGGGGGGGGGGGGGGGGGGGGGGGGGGGGAGGAGAAAAGAAUGGUAACAUUUGUGCUGUUUCCUUGGAUAAAACCAGAGGAUCUUUGUCCCUCAAAUCCCCCUGGGUGUCAUUUCCUCUUGGGUGUUUAUUUCCUUUCUAAAGAUAAAUUUUUUUUUUUUUUGCAACUGUAAUCUAUUUAAGACACAUGGGACUUUAAAUACAGCCAUCAAUUACCUAUUUAUAGUAUUAAUAAAUAUGAACUGUAGAAAAUAAUGGGCACAGAGUAUUUUAAUUUCCUUAUUAAAGUAUUUUCAGAAAAGACAUUGAGUAAAUGAGAGCUAACAAGAUAUGAGCCAUAUUUUUCCACAGAAAAUUAAGCACCUGGGUUUCAUUUUUAGAUGGAUGGAGCAACAUGGUGUAAAAGACUAAGAAGUUGACCACAGGAGGGAAAAUGUAUGUUUGUAUUCUAAAUCUAGUUUUUUCUGAUGCCUUUUGUCAGAGUACCAUUCCAAUGUCUGUUAACAUAAAAUUGUGUGGAAAACGGUUUUGUAAUGAAAGACCUUCUUUGGGGUUUUGAACAUCAGUAAAUAAAGUCUACUUUAUGUUUCUAUUUUGA